AUCAAAAUCAAAAUGAAACUCCACCGAAACAAAUCCCUCCUUCACUGUAACUUUCCAAUUUUACCCUCCUCUUCUGCCUUAAUUCGCCCAUUCCCCUUCUUCCUCCGGAAGCUAUUGCAAAAUAAUUUUCCAAUGUGCUGCAACACUUUGCUGUGAGUGAAAGCUGUUUUCCAAUCGAAAGUGUAAGCUUGCUUUGCAUAUUCCUUUUUCGGCCAUCUCUCUGUAAAUUUAUUGCCUACGGUGAUUCACCGUACAGUACGUGCUCUGCAAUCACUGUUUGAAGUCCAAUGCUGGAAAGCAAGCAGAUUUUAGCGUAUGACGACCCGUCGAAGACUUUUCUUGGAGUUCGUUUUGUUCUCCUUGGAUUCGACUCCGUUAAAGAAGACAAGGUUCGGUCGAAGCUUUUGGAAGGCGGGGGAGUUGAUGCUGUAAAUUAUGGACCGGAUUGUAACCACGUGAUUGUUGAUAAGCUUGUUUAUGAUGAUCCCAUAUGCGUAGCUGCACGAAGAGAUGGCAAGAUACUGGUAACUGGACUAUGGGUUGAUCACAGUUUUGAUGUGGGAAUGCCUGUUGAUCCUAACUCUGUCAUGUAUAGGCCCAUGAGAGAUCUGAAUGGUAUUCCAGGUGCCAAAUCUCUGGUUGUCUGCUUAACUGGAUACCAGCGACAGGACCGAGAUGAUAUCAUGACUAUGGUGGCGCUGAUGGGUGCAAAUUUUUCGAAGCCAUUGGUGGCCAACAAGGUUACUCAUCUUAUAUGCUACAAAUUUGAGGGGGAGAAGUUUGAGCUUGCCAGGAAAAUGAAGAAGAUAAAGCUCGUUAACCAUCGCUGGUUGGAGGAUUGUUUGAGGGCUUGGGAGCUACUCCCAGAGGCUGGUUACAUUAAGAGUGGAUAUGAGUUGGAGAUGGAGGCUGAAGCUAGGGAUUCCGAAGAAGAGACAGAAGAUGUGGCUUCAAUAAUAAAUAUGGGCAGGAAAAAUGUUGUCACUCCUCAGAAUCCAAAAACUGAGAAUAAAAGUUCCUAUCAGUCACCAAUCAAGCAUGAGGUUUCACGAAACAGUUUAUCUGUAAGUGCAUCUAAAAGUUUGGCAAAUGUUGGAGAGACCAGUAGAAUCCAGUCAACUCCUGGAAAGAUGAUUGACUUUGAAAAAACGUCAUUUGCUCAAGAAACUCAUGAUGAAAUGGCAACCUUUUGUAGUUCCAGGAGUCCUGGAAAAAUGUCCUGUGAAGUGCCAUCAAACAGAUGUGAUGGCAAGGUUUUCUCCGAAAAGGUUGAAAAUGUCUUAGCUUCAGCAUCUGAAAAUGCUAAAAAAUCUCCUAGUCCUGAAGUGCCUAAAUUAAGUACCAAGAGUUAUUCUAGGAGCACCCCCUUGAAGGCCAGUCUCCCACUAACGUCAGAAAGAAUAGAAAGUGGUUCAGGUAGUCCAUCUACCUCAAAUGUGAAAAAACUUAGCAGUGGGAGUGGGUCCCACAUGCCAUUAGAGAGAUACCAAAAUGGAACUGGUUUUGAUGGACUAAAGACCCCUGUGGAGGGUACCUUGUUUCACCUUGAUAAGGAGAAAAGUGUUACAUUGCCCUAUAAGAGGAAAAAGACUGGUUCACGUGGCAGUUCCAAAUCACUAACUUCGAAUCCUGAUUCAAAAACAUUAAAUGAACUGGUGAAAAAAACAACUGAAGUGCCGGCUUCUGGAUCUUCCACAGAUGGUUCACAUGGAUUAGCUGGGAAUGUUUCUCCAACAACUAUUGCCUGCCUCUUGGGGAAUGAGGCUUCAUUGGCCCCUAAAGAAGGUCUAAGCAUUUCUGUUGCAUCAGAGGAUAGACGCGAGCAGAAUGAUCAAGUGCUUCAAAGUUCUCGUGAAGGAGUUGGAAAGAGCACUUCACCCAGCUUGGAUGUAAAGAACCCUUCUCCGAGCAGAACUGAUUAUACUGGGGAGGUUGAGAGGCAUCAAAGUGAUACCCCAAGUAUUGAACCCCCAUCAACCAAGUCCAGGGUAGAGAAGAUGGACGAUCAGGCUGAUUUGAAGUCAUCAAAUUUAGGACGGACUGGUAGCCAAAUAAAACCACUUAAAAGAAAGAUGCUUGCCAAGAAGACUUUGGGCUCGAGGCCAACUAUGUUUAAAACCACAAAGCAUAAAGGAUCCAUUAACCUUCAGAAAGCUGUGCUGCAGGAUCAGUCCCUAAUUCAUGCAAAUGAAGCAGUAACAACAGAAGACAGUGAUAAUACUGCUAUUACUGAGACGGCUAUGAUGGUUCCUCCGAAUAGUAAUGAAGAUGGGCCAGUGGAUGAUGAAGCUAAAGUUCUAGAUGACAAUUUGGGAAAUGAGUUUGACAUAGGGAGUAACAAAGAGAAGUCUGCCGAAGUGGAACCAUUGCAUUCUGGAAAAGAUGUCAAUCAUCACAUAGAAAAGCAGCAAGCUGAUGGCAAAGUCAUACCAGUAAACAAGCAGAUGGCAAAAUCUAAGAACAGCACUGAAGCUGAAAAGGCUGUUUCUAGCAAGAAAACUGAACUGACUGAACCAAAAUCUACAGGCGGUGCUGAAGAGCAAAAAUUAACCAAGGGUAAAAAACGUCCUUUGACUAAAUCUAAGACGACUAAGUUGAAGGAGCCUAGACAGGACGCAGAAAAGGAUGGAUCCAAGAGCAAACAGAAUGGAAAGAAGACAGUCUCAGGCACUGAAGAAGGUGUUGCCUUAGCCGGUGAAACCAAGACAAAACCAUCCAAGAAGUUAAAAAUCUCAGCUGAUGUAGAGAAAGAAAACAAACCUGUUACAAUUAGGCAACAGAGUGUAAACAAUGAUAAUGGAGCAUGUAAGAAAGUGGCAUCUCAACCACUUAAGAAGUCUGUGAAAAAUGAUUUGAAAGGUAAUAAGGUCAGCCCCAGUUCUAUGGUUGUACAGAAUGUUGAGGUGAAAACUGAACCUGCCUGGUUUAUCUUGAGUGGGCAUAGACUACAACGAAAGGAGUUUCAGCAAGUUAUAAGGCGCUUAAAAGGAAGGGUUUGCAGAGAUUCUCAUCAUUGGUCGUAUCAAGCAACACAUUUAAUUGUUCCAGACCCAAUACGAAGAACUGAAAAGUUUUUCGCAGCUGCUGCAUCUGGAAGUUGGAUUCUGAAGACUGAUUAUUUAACAGCUAGCAAUGAGGCUGGGAGAUUACUGUCUGAAGAACCGUAUGAAUGGCAUAAGAAGUGCUUGACUGAAGAUGGUGCUAUCAACCUAGAAGCUCCAAGGAAGUGGCGCCUCCUUAGGGAGAGAACUGGUCAUGGUGCAUUUUAUGGAAUGCGAAUUAUCAUAUAUGGAGAAUGCAUUGCCCCUCCACUGGACACUUUGAAGCGUGUUGUGAAGGCCGGAGAUGGGACAAUAUUAGCAACUUCACCGCCUUACACACGCCUUUUCAAAUCAAGGAUUGACUUUGCAAUUAUUAGUCCGGGUAUGCCCCGUGUUGAUAUGUGGGUUCAGGAGUUUCUGAGGCAUGAGGUACCCUGUGUUGUGGCUGAUUAUUUGGUAGAAUAUGUUUGCAAGCCGGGUUACUCCCUUGAAAGGCAUGUACAAUACAAUACUCAUGCUUGGGCCAAGAAAUCGCUUGAGAAUCUCAUAAACCGUGUGGAAGAGGUUGUUGAGGAUCCAAGAACACCAGAUCAUAGCAUUGAUGAUGUAGCGUGUAAAGUAUGUGGUUCUCGUGAUAGAGGAGAUGAAAUGCUAAUCUGCGGUGAGGAAGACGGUAGUGAUGGUUGUGGUGUCGGUGUUCACAUCAACUGUCUCAAUCCUCCACUUGAAGAUGUGCCAAGUGAAGACUGGUUUUGCCCAGAAUGUAGCCAUGAAGAGGAGAGCAAAACUAUGAGCCGUAGCUCUAAAAAACGGGGAUCUAAAUCCAAGAAGUGAUCACUUUUUGAUUUAUGCAAUAUGUAAUGAUAGUGAGAUAUAGAAUUUUGAGUAGAGUUGAUAUGUGUAUGUAUUAUUUUGUUAGUUAGGAGUUAGGAUUAUAAAAUAAGCUUACUGAAUUUUCUCAAGUCCUGAUAUAUGUUUAUUCUGUGCUUGUGGUGUGGACUGAAUAGAUUGAUUUGUAAAAAUUGGGCUAAAGGGCAACUGGGCUCUAACUACGUUAUGUGGAACAGUGACUGGACCGCCUACUUCUACUUCCAACCUUCUCUUAUACGCCCAAGUACAUGAAUGAAUGUAGUGCCAACUGCUUUGA
Sesamum indicum (sesame) is the source of this 4188-nucleotide messenger RNA. Lineage: Eukaryota; Viridiplantae; Streptophyta; Magnoliopsida; Lamiales; Pedaliaceae. The record is from RefSeq and is a predicted model, not a curated record.